AAAGAAGUUGCAACUUGCAAGUGCAUAUAUUCUUCCGGUCAUUUAUAUUAGCUUAAGGCGCGUGAAUUUUUAGCCCAAAGAAAGAAAGAGAAGGUUCAUGAAUUAAUCCUGUCAAGUACCCUUGUGGCACAGUAAAUUGAUAAGCCCUCUGUUUCUGAUCUGUGUUCUCAGUUGUGCUGUGGAAGUAUGUUUAAUGUUGGAUUUAGUAGAAGUGCAUCAAUAUCAAGAGUAUCAGUCAUCAAGAGAUUUUCUACCCAGAUUGGAAGCAAGCUAGAGGGCAAGGUAGCCCUGAUCACUGGAGCAGCAAGUGGUAUUGGGAAGGCAACUGCGGCCAAAUUCAUCAAUAAUGGUGCAAAAGUUGUUCUUGCUGAUAUUCAACACCAACUUGGCCAAGAUACUGCGCAAGAACUUGGACCCGAUGCAGCCUUUAUUGUCUGUGAUGUAACUAAAGAAGCAGAUAUAUCAAAUGCUGUAGAUUUUGCCAUCUCUAAGUUCAACCAACUCGAUAUCAUGUACAACAAUGCAGGAGUAGCCUGCAACACUCCUCGCAGUAUUGUGGACCUUGACCUUGCAGCGUUUGAUAGAGUCAUGAACAUUAACGUGCGAGGAAUAAUGGCUGGGAUCAAACAUGCGUCGCGUGUGAUGAUCCCACGAAGAACUGGCUCCAUUCUUUGCACAGCGAGUAUUACAGGAAUAUUAGGUGGGACAGCACAGCACACAUACUCUGUGUCCAAAGCUACUGUUAUAGGCAUUGUUAAGUCUGUUGCAGCAGAGCUAUGCCAGUAUGGUAUCAGAGUCAACUGCAUAUCGCCUUUCGCGAUUCCAACUCCAUUUGUCAUGAAAGAAUUGUAUCAACUGUAUCCAGGUGUUGAUCCUCAAAGGCUUGUGGAAAUUCUCCAUAACACUGGUAUGCUAAAGGGGGCCAACUGUGAGCCAAUUGAUAUAGCUAAUGCUGCAUUUUAUCUUGCAUCCGAUGAUGCAAAGUAUGUUAGUGGGCAUAAUUUGGUGGUAGAUGGAGGUUUUACAACAUCCAAGAGUCUGGGAUUUCCCGCACCAGAUGAGGUGUAAUGCAAAGCUCAUUUUAUGAAGAUUUAGAAGCGUUAACCAGUCGAAUGAAAAUGAAUACCAAGUACUUCCUCCUUUUGUUUUUGCAAUUUCACUAUGCAACUUAGAGGAAGUUUUCUA
Ricinus communis (castor bean) is the source of this 1185-nucleotide messenger RNA. RefSeq names its product zerumbone synthase. The transcript is spliced from 3 exons. The record is from RefSeq and is a predicted model, not a curated record. The coding region runs from base 187 to 1068 and encodes 293 amino acids. Lineage: Eukaryota; Viridiplantae; Streptophyta; Magnoliopsida; Malpighiales; Euphorbiaceae.